AUGUCAAUCACAAUUCGCAAAACACAUCCAUACCGUGCGCAAGAUAACCCCAAGAUGCUAAUAGUGACUUACGAGGGUGAGCACCGUCACGUUCUUCCGUUAACUGCCGCUGCCGGCGGCCCUUCAUCAGUACAGGUUGCUGUAGUUGUGUUCUGUAGUUGUUUUUUUCCUCACCUAUUUUGUGUCACUAGAUUCCAAGAGGCUGAGGAUGACUGCACAGAGGCCUUAAAUCUUGAUGAUCGUUACAUAAAAGCAUACUCACGAAGAGCAACAGCUAGAAAAGAACUUGGAAAAAUUAAAGAAUCAAUGGACGAUGCUGAAUUUGCCUUGAGGUUGGAACCAAACAAUCAAGAAAUCAAGAAACAGUAUGCUGAUGCUAAGUCUUUCUAUGAGAAAGAUAUUCUUCAGAAAGCAUCAGGGGUUCUGAGAAGCACUGUACAGGGAACUCAAAAAGUGGGAAAGUCAGAGGAAAAAGUUAAUGGAGACAGCAUCCACCCCAUUUCACAUAGUACUCAAAAGUCUGGACUAGCUGAAGUUCAUCAUCAUAAAAAGGAUAAUAAACGGCAAAUACUUGUUAAAGAAUCACUCUUAACAGAGGAUGUUGAUAGCAGAGAAAUAAAAGCCAGAAGCUGGCCUCAAUCACAAGGAGAUGAUGGUUCUAAGGGAGGUUUGAGUGCAAGCAACAGUUUGGAGCAGAGAAAUCACAGAAUUACCAAGCCAGAAAUGAAAGCUUCUGUUCAACAGCUUGCUUCUCGCGCUGCUUCUAGAGCCAUGUCUGAAGCUGCCAAAAACGUAACACCUCCAACUACAGCUUAUCAGUUUGAGGUCUCCUGGAGAGCAUUUUCAGGUGAUCUUGCUCUGCAGGCUCGUCUAUUAAAGGCUAUAUCUCCCUAUGAAUUGCCGAAAAUAUUCAAAAAUGCCUUGUCUUCUACCAUACUAAUUGAGAUCAUCAAGUGUCUUGCAUCUCUUUUCACUGAGGACAUGGAUCUGGUUGUCAGUUAUUUGGAGCAUUUGACCAAGGUACCAAGAUUUGAUGUGAUUGUAAUGUGCCUUUCAUCAACAAAUAAGGAUGGGAUUUCCUGAAGCUCUUCUUGUGCAACUCCUAAAAGUAAUGUUGCAUUCAGAUGUGGAGGCUCGCAUCGGAGCACACCUUAUAUUUUCCAUUCUUCUUUUUCCAAGUUCCUUCCAUACGAAU
Messenger RNA from Glycine soja, 1195 nucleotides. Its product is annotated as RNA polymerase II-associated protein 3-like. NCBI's taxonomy places the organism in Eukaryota, Viridiplantae, Streptophyta, Magnoliopsida, Fabales, Fabaceae. Gene Ontology annotation, biological process: regulation of DNA-templated transcription. The coding region runs from base 1 to 1083 and encodes 360 amino acids. The record is from RefSeq and is a predicted model, not a curated record. The transcript is spliced from 9 exons. Gene Ontology annotation, molecular function: sequence-specific DNA binding; protein binding; DNA-binding transcription factor activity.